UAGAGGGCAGAAAAAGCAAUGUUGGAGAUGUAAAUCUGAACUUCACAAAGCCCAUGAGUGUCCAAAUAAAAUCACAUAUGCAAAACGUGAUACACGUCAACCAUCUGCCCCUCCUGUAACACAUACGGCUGCCAAGGCUGUACCAGAGGCCUCAGAUGAUCCUCAUCCUACAAUAAGCCAAAAUGAUGACAAAACUACUAGCUCAGCUCAGGCUGAAAGCCUUCGAAAUAAUGAUGACGACAAAUCCACAAUAUCACAAUAUGAUCAAGCGGGUAAUUCUAACAAUAUAACUGUGCCACCAAAGUUAUUACACGAAGACGAAGCAGACUCACAAGUUAUAGAAUCAGUGAGUCCUAAUUUUGUAGAUGCCCCCCAAGACUUACCAAAACCAAAUGAAACUACCAAAACUCAAACAAAAUCUCCUGUGCAAAAUAUUGCCUCCAAAUACUUCAGUGGAAAACUCAGAACUCCUCCUACUCCUCCUGUUCGAGAAGUCAUGAAGAAGAAAAAAGACAAUUCACCAAGUCAAAUUGAGGAACGGGAUAUUCUCGAUUGAUAGUUCAUCAAAUUCCAAAAUCAUAAAUAUGAAUAUGUACAUAUUGUAAAAGUGUUAUUUUAUUUGUGUUUACAUUUCUCUGUUUUCAAUUUUAUAUGAGUGAGGUGUUCAAUUUAUUAUCGUUAAAUGUUAGAGGAUUAGGUGAUCCAAAAAAAAGAAUUGCAGUUUUUGAUUUCCUAAAAACUAAUAAAUAUGAUGUUAUUUUUCUACAGGAAACUCAUAGUAGUCAAAAUUUUGAAUAUAAAUGGAAAGAUGCCUGGGGUGGUAACAUUUAUUUUUCCCAUGGCACUUCUGAUAGUAAAGGGGUGGCAAUUUUAAUACACCCGAACUGUAAAAUUGAGGUAAAAGAUGAACUGAGGUUCGAACCACGUGAAAGGUAGAACACUUAUUUUAAAAUGUAAAAUAAAUGAAAGAGAUAUUUUUCUCUGCAAUUUAUAUGGCCCAAAUAACACAAAUGACAAAGUUGAGUUUUACGAUAUAUUAAAUGUCUUUAUGAUAAAUAAUAAUGUUACAUCAGAC
Molecule: messenger RNA, 1075 nt
Organism: Owenia fusiformis
Lineage: Eukaryota; Metazoa; Annelida; Polychaeta; Sabellida; Oweniidae
Source: the annotation of a GenBank genome assembly